AUGCCUCCAAAAAAGGAAAACACCAAAAAAUUAGAAAAAGAAAAGCAAAAAAUUGUGGAAGAUAAAACCUUUGGGUUGAAAAACAAGAACAAAAGUAAGAGUGUCCAAAGGUACAUCAAAGGUGUUCAGCAGCAAGUCUUCCAGACGAAAAAGAAACCAGACGAGAAGAAAAAAGAAGAAAAAGAAAAGGAAAAGCUAAAUCAGCAAAAAUUAUUGCUCAAUUCGAUAUACCAAAAAACUGAGAAGGUUAAAAAGAUUAACGAAACUUCGUCCACGUACGACCCCAAGAAGUCCAAGGAGUCCCAAAAAAUCGACAUCUACACAGACGUCCGAGACAACAAAAAUGACAAGGAAAAUGACACCAUAGAUCAGUGGGACAUAAACAAGCUGAACGAGGUGAUAAAUAUAAGACACAAAAAUAUUAACAAGACGGACAUCAUCUGCAAGUACUUCCUGAGUGCCGUCGAAAAUAAGCAAUACGGAUGGUUCUGGGUCUGUCCCAACGGAGGAGACAACUGCAAGUACAAGCACUGCCUCCCUCAAGGAUACGUAUUAAAAAAACCAGAGCCGACCGAAAAUGAGAAAGACGACAUUCCCCUGGAGGACAUCAUAGAGGAGGAGAGAACCAAAUUUAUAAAUAACGGCACCGCGGUGACCCUGGAAAUAUUCAAAAAAUGGUUAGCUGAAAGGGAAGAGAAAAAUAAACUUAAGAAAGACGAACAGAAGGACAAAACGGAGAAGAAGGGAAAGACCAACGUGCUAUCCGGGAAGGAGCUAUUUACCUACGAUCCAACAUUAUUUGUUGAUGAUGACAACGCUGCGAACACGAAUGAAUAUGAUGAUCUGUUUUAUGACGACGAUGAACAGAAGGAAGAAACUCCGGAGAAGAAAAAUUACGAGAAUGGACAAGUCGAUGAAAGUGACAAACGAGAGGAUGAUGUCCCAAUUAACACCGACCUUUUUAUGGACGAACUGGAUGAUCUGGACCAAUUGGAUUAA
This is a messenger RNA of Plasmodium coatneyi, 999 nucleotides long. RefSeq lists its product as uncharacterized. Lineage: Eukaryota; Apicomplexa; Aconoidasida; Haemosporida; Plasmodiidae. Gene Ontology annotation, cellular component: cytosol. Gene Ontology annotation, biological process: cytoplasmic translation. Gene Ontology annotation, molecular function: metal ion binding; mRNA binding. The transcript is spliced from 9 exons. The record is from RefSeq and is a predicted model, not a curated record. The coding region runs from base 1 to 999 and encodes 332 amino acids.